UGUACAGUCUCGGCAAUCGAAAACCCUAAACCCUCAUUUCAAAUUCUCCAAAUUCUCUCUUCUUCUCAAUUAUCAAUGCACUAUCUACGAUACCAGUUGAUAAUUGAUUCAAUUUCUCAGUGAAUCAUGAUGGGUAUUCGCAAAUUUUGUAGACAACUUCACACAUUGUCUCGUGAAUUUGGCCCUAGCGAGACGUUGAAGAGGAAGGUUGCUGAAUUGAAGGUGAAGAAGAAACGGAAAGAUCCUCGGAAGAAUCAGUUAUUUGUUCAGGUUCCUGAUUCAAGAUCAUUUCUUGAUACUGCUACUAUGCCCAUGAUACUCACUGUUGUUGGGACCGCACUUUUCGCAAAGCUCCUUAUGAUGUAUGAUGACUCAAAGUCGCAAGAUAUGAUUGAGCGAAAAAUAAAGAAUGCGCCUGCUGGUCAAGGAACAGUUAGGAUGCUUACCCGCGAAGAAUGGGAAUCAGUUCAGGAAGUGCGACCAAGGACUCCGUUUGAAUCUAAACUAGCCCGUCCAAAUGCAAAGCUUAGGACAGGGGAGCCUUUGAAGAUGGAAGAUGUCAAGGAUUGGACAAUAGAUGUUAUAACUGACGCACUUACACGAGCUGAAGAAUGUGCUAAACGAGGAUCGAACUAAGCUUUUAAGUCGAUAAUAGUGGUAAGCUAGUUUAACAACAACUGCUUCUUAUGUACCAGAAAGGCUCUACAACCUCAGUUGCCCAUUACAACAUACAAUCCUUCUACUAUCAGAAGUGGAGAAAUGCUGCCUUUACAAUGAAUUAAAGUGUGUGUGUAUAUACAUAUAUAUAUACUUUAAUUCACAAAGAUAAUAUUUUCAUUGAAAUUAGAGACUGUAUGGGAUGAAUUUUUCAAUAAAAAAAGAGAGAUUUUUU
This is a messenger RNA of Solanum tuberosum (potato), 892 nucleotides long. RefSeq lists its product as uncharacterized. The transcript has 3 exons. Lineage: Eukaryota; Viridiplantae; Streptophyta; Magnoliopsida; Solanales; Solanaceae. The coding region runs from base 127 to 636 and encodes 169 amino acids. The record is from RefSeq and is a predicted model, not a curated record.